AUGUAUUCCCCUUCUCCCAACUCUAAACCACGGCCGCGAACCUUCCUCGCCCUCUUAAAACGCAACCCCGCAAUGUCGAAUCAAGAAUUCUCAAAUCACUGGGUGACAGAACACGCACAAGUUGUUUUGCCUUAUUUUCUGGAUGCGGGCGUGGAGAGCUAUGUACAGGUAUGUGAAGAUCUACUAUUUUCUCGCUAUCACCUCUACACAUCCAAAGCUACACCAGAACCAGCUUGGAAAGCAGCAUAUUAUCACGAUAUAAUCUCAGCGGACGAACUAAAACUCCUGGUUUCCAAAGCUUCGGAACAUGUUAAAUUGUAG
This is a messenger RNA of Botrytis fragariae, 321 nucleotides long. RefSeq lists its product as uncharacterized. The record is from RefSeq and is a predicted model, not a curated record. The transcript is spliced from 2 exons. NCBI's taxonomy places the organism in Eukaryota, Fungi, Ascomycota, Leotiomycetes, Helotiales, Sclerotiniaceae. Bases 1 to 321 code for a protein of 106 amino acids. Gene Ontology annotation, molecular function: oxidoreductase activity.